UUCUAUUACACAGAGGGAGGGUUAGGCUGAGUCUGCACAGAGAAUGAGGGGAAUAGGGCAUUUAUAAUAGAGAACGGUGUGCUGAGGAAGUGUAAACUGCUGUUAACUGGGUGCAGAGCUGGGCACUGUCAAGGAGGGGAGGACUGAGGAUACCUGGGUGCCAGCUGGUGAAGAGAACUAGGAAAUAAAGUGUAAAACAGAGACGGGGAGAAGAGGAAGGUUUGGAAUAGAUAAGCCCCAGAGAAAGAGACACAGAGAGACAAACACACAGGACUGCGUUGCAAGAGCCAGGAGAUCUCUCUCAGGAGUUUCUGUCUGUGGCAGUAAAUGGCUGUUUUGCCCCCUGGGAUUCGUCUGCUCGUGUCAUUUUCAAGAGAUCAGUGGUUCCGGGCUCUGGUUCUGGUUCUCACCUUCCUGCUUUACUGCAGCUUCCACUUGUCCAGGAAGCCCAUCAGCAUUGUCAAGGGGGAGCUGCACAGACACUGCUCGGAGCCUCAUGAAGUUGAACUUCACAGUUACAAAGAGUUUGUUAUCCUAAAGCAGCCAUUACAGUCGGUGCAGAAUGCAUCACGCUGUGGAUGGGCACCAUUUGAUAAAAAGAACUAUAAGCAACUGCUCGGAACCCUGGAUUACUCCUUCCUAUGUGCAUAUGCUGUGGGCAUGUACCUCAGCGGGAUGAUAGGGGAACGCCUCCCCCUGCGGUAUUUCCUCUCUUGCGGGAUGAUUGCCAGUGGGGUCUUUACAGCUCUCUUUGGCUUUGGAUAUUUCUACAACAUUCACAACUUGUCAUAUUACAUCAUUAUACAGAUAUUAAACGGUUUAGUUCAGACGACAGGCUGGCCCUGUGUGGUGACCUGCAUUGGCAAUUGGUUUGGGAAAGGAAGAAGAGGUCUUAUUAUGGGGGUCUGGAACUCUCACACAUCGGUGGGAAACAUCUUGGGAUCUCUCAUUGCUGGAUAUUGGGUGUCCUCAUGUUGGGGCAUGUCCUUCCUGGUUCCUGGACUCAUUAUGUGCAUCAUGGGAAUCCUGUGCUUCCUAUUCCUUAUAGAGCAUCCCAGGGAUGUUAAGGCUGCUCCACCAUCUCCUGAAGUUUCCUGCAAGACACAAUGUAACGGAGUUAAGGCCCAGAAUCAAGUCCUGAGGAUCAGUGAAUCAUCACCACAGAAGAGCUGGGAGGUGCAGAGCCUGCUGGAAUCUGCCCCUGUGUUCCCCACACACCAUGUUGUUGUUCUACAGAGGGUCCCUAACACUGGGGUCAGUGGAUCUUCAGCAAUCAGCUUUUUUGGAGCCCUUCAAAUCCCGGGGGUAGUUGAGUUCUCACUCUGUUUGCUAUUUGCAAAACUUGUUAGUUAUACAUUUCUCUUCUGGUUGCCCCUAUACAUCACAAGUGUAGGUCACAUGGACGUUCGGCGAGCUGGGGAUUUGUCUACACUUUUUGAUGUUGGGGGAAUUUUUGGUGGAAUUUUGGCUGGAGUGAUCUCUGAUAAAUUUCAUAAACGUGCAACAACCUGUGGACUCAUGCUACUCUGUGCAGCUCCGACACUUUAUGUCUUUUCCGCUGUCAGUAAGGCAGGGCCAGCAGUCACAGUAUGUAUGCUGCUGGUGUGUGGAGCCCUUGUAAAUGGGCCGUACUCCCUGAUUACUACGGCCGUAUCUGCUGACCUAGGUACACACAAGUCGCUGAAAGGGAACUCUCAUGCACUGUCUACAGUCACAGCCAUUAUAGAUGGCACGGGAUCUGUGGGUGCUGCUCUGGGUCCCCUUCUUGCUGGUCUCCUCUCCCCAUACGGCUGGGAUAAUGUCUUUGUGAUGCUGAUGAUUAGCGAUGGCUGCGCGCUGCUGUUUCUAAUCCGUCUUAUAAAGAAAGAACUGAGCUGUCGGCAACAGAGAACAGAGGAACAAACUGAGUGGAAGGAGCACUAAAGGAAAAUGUAUUUCUCUCAUAUUCUGGUUUUGCUGAAGGAAAUAAUCACUGAGCACUUUGUGUGUGUUAAAUUAAGUGUCUGUGCAUAAGUACAUGUCAUGUUAUAUGUGUGAGUGUGUCGUGUGUGUCUGUGCAUAAGUAUAUGUCAUGUUAUAUGUGUUUUGUGAGUGUGUUUUGUGCAUAAGUAUAUGUCGUGUUAUGUGUUUUGUGAGUGUGUUGUGUGCAUAAGUAUAUGUCAUGUUAUGUGUUUUGUGAGUGUGUCUGUGCAUAAGUAUAUGUCAUGUUUUAUGUGUGAGUGUGGCGUUUGUGUGUGUCUGUGCAUAAGUAUAUGUCAUGUUAUAUGUGUGAGUGUGUCGUGUGUGUCUGUGCAUAAGUAUAUGUCAUGUUAUAUGUGUGAGUGUGUCGUGUGUGUGUGUCUGUGCAUAAGUAUAUGUCAUGUUAUAUGUGUGAGUGUGUCGUGUGUGUCUGUGCAUAAGUAUAUGUAAUGUUAUAUGUGUGAGUGUGGCGUGUGUGUGUGUCUGUGCAUAAGUAUAUGUCAUGUUAUAUGUGUGAGUGUGUCGUGUGUGUCUGUGCAUAAGUAUAUGUCAUGUUAUAUGUGUGAGUGUGUCGUGUGUGUCUGUGCAUAAGUAUAUGUCAUGUUAUAUGUGUGAGUGUGUCGUGUGUGUCUGUGCAUAUGUACAGGUCACAGUAUAUGUGUGAGUGUGUUGUGUGCAUAAGUAUAUGUAAUGUUAUAUGUGUGAGUGUGGCGUGUGUGUGUGUCUGUGCAUAAGUAUAUGUCAUGUUAUAUGUGUGAGUGUGUCUGUGCAUAAGUAUAUGUCAUGUUAUAUGUGUGAGUGUGUCGUGUGUGUCUGUGCAUAUGUACAGGUCACAGUAUAUGUGUGAGUGUGUUGUGUGCAUAAGUAUAUGUAAUGUUAUAUGUGUGAGUGUGGCAUGUGUGUGUCUGUGCAUAUGUACAGGUCACGGUAUAUGUGUGUGUGUCUGUGCAUAAGUACAUGUCAUGUUAUGUGUGUUGUGUGCAUAAGUAUAUGUCAUGUUAUAUGUGUGAGUGUGGCGUGUGUGUGUGUCUGUGCAAAUGUACAGGUUACGGUAUAUGUGUGAGUGUGUCUGUGCAUAUGUACAGGUCAUGGUAUAUGUGUGAGUGUGUCGUGUGUGUCUGUGCAUAAGUACAGGUCAUGUUAUAUGUGUGAGUGUGGCGUGUGUGUGCAUAUGUACAGGUCAUGGUAUAUGUGUGAGUGUGGCGUGUGUGUGUCUGUGCAAAUGUACAGGUCAUGGUAUAUGUGUGAGUGUGUCGUGUGCGUCUGUGCAUAAGUACAGGUCAUGUUAUAUGUGUGUGAGUGUGUCAUGUUAUCUGUGUGUGAGUGUUGUGUGCAUGCGUCUCUCUUGCGCUCUCUAUAUACUGUAUAAAAAACACAGACGGGUCACUUUUGUUUAUAGAAUUAUUUAUUUAAUAUUUUUGAAUCUUUUUAAAUGAAUUCCGUGUCAGAGCAGUGCGCCAGUCUGUGUGUUAAUCCCUUUGCAUGUGCCGUGUUGGGCACAUAUUCGUGCCAGUGUGUAGCUGCCUCUUGCAGCAUAAGAGGUGGUUAACGGACUGUACAGUGAUACAAAUAUUAGUGUUUACUCCCUGCUAUAUGUGUGUGAUGUUUACGUGUGUGUGAGUGUAGUCCUGGGUAUAUGCUUGUGUGUACAUAUGUAUGUAUACAUAUUUACACAUGUAUAAAGGUGAGUGUAGUCAUCAGUGUAUAUAAGUACACAAGUGUAGUCAUGUGUACAUGUGUAUAAGUACAUAGAGACAUGUGUGAGUGUAGUUAUGUGUAAAUGUGUACAUGUAUAUGACAUGAGUGUAUAUGUGUGCAUGCGUACAUAUAGACAUGUGAGUGAAGCCAUGUGUAAAUCCGUACGUUUGUAUGUUUUCAUAUAGACAUGUGUGAGUGUCGUCAUCAGUGUAUAUAAGUACAUAAGUGUAGUCAUCGGUAAAUGUGUGUGUGUAAGUACAUAGAGACGUGUGAGUGUAGUUAUGGUAUUGGGUAUAUGUAUGCUAGUAUGACAUGAGUGUAUAUGUGUGUGUAAGUACAUAGAGACGUGUGAGUGUAAUCAUGGGUAUAUGUAUGCGAGUAUGACAUGAGUGUAUAUGUGUGUGUAAGUACAUAGAGACGUGUGAGUGUAAUCAUGGGUAUAUGUAUGCGAGUAUGACAUGAGUGUACAUGUGUGUGUAAGUACAUAGACGUGUGAGUGUAGUCA
Bombina bombina (fire-bellied toad) is the source of this 4162-nucleotide messenger RNA. RefSeq names its product solute carrier family 37 member 1 (gene SLC37A1). Gene Ontology annotation, molecular function: glucose 6-phosphate:phosphate antiporter activity. The transcript is spliced from 21 exons. Gene Ontology annotation, cellular component: endoplasmic reticulum membrane. The coding region runs from base 328 to 1923 and encodes 531 amino acids. The record is from RefSeq and is a predicted model, not a curated record. Gene Ontology annotation, biological process: glucose-6-phosphate transport; phosphate ion transmembrane transport. NCBI's taxonomy places the organism in Eukaryota, Metazoa, Chordata, Amphibia, Anura, Bombinatoridae.